UUGGCAUGAUCCUGCUGAUUGCCAAGAAUUCUUAUGAGUGACUGGUGCUAGUUGUCUUCAUGGGUUGCUACCAUUCAAAGAGAACUAAAAAGACACCUGGGUACGAGGAGCCAACAGUUCUUGCUGCUGAAACACCCUUUCCAGUUAGCGAAGUAGAGGCCUUGUAUGAACUCUUUAAGAAACUAAGCAGUUCAGUCAUUGAUGAUGGGCUUAUUCACAAGGAAGAACUUCAGCUUGCACUAUUCAGGAACAAAAACAAGAGGAACCUUUUUGCAGACAGGACUUCUUAUUUAUUUGAUGUCAAGCGCAAUGGAGUAAUUGAGUUCGGAGAAUUUGUUCGAUCUUUGGGUGUCUUUCAUCCAAAUGCACCAGUUGAAGACAAGAUCCAUUUUGCUUUCAGAUUAUAUGAUUUACGGCGAACUGGUUUCAUUGAACGAGAAGAGUUGAAGGAGAUGGUAAUGGCACUUCUGCAUGAAUCUGAUCUACUGCUGUCCGAUGACUUUGUUGAAAAAAUUGUCGACAAGACAUUUCGUGAUGCAGAUUUGAAAGGUGAUGGAAAAAUCGAUCCUGACGAGUGGAAGGAAUUUGUGUCGAAGAACCCUUCUCUUAUAAAGAACAUGACUCUACCUCAUUUAAAGGAUUUAACUUUGGCGUUUCCCAGCUUCGUGUCAAAAACUGAAGUUGAAGAUUCAGAAAUGUAGCAGAAAGUUAUCAAUCAUGUCUUUUCUAGCAAUGGUGAUCCGUGCAUUUUAAACCAGCUCUAUUUGGGAGAUGUUGGAAUUUGCAUGAGUGUCGAUACAAAAGGUACACAGACUUCAGGUUAAUCACAACCUCCUCAGUGCAGCCGAGAUCUGGUCUACAGGGUGCAACUUAUUUGACGUCAUAUAAACUUCGUUA
Messenger RNA from Populus euphratica (Euphrates poplar), 897 nucleotides. Its product is annotated as calcineurin B-like protein 4. Gene Ontology annotation, biological process: calcium-mediated signaling. The coding region runs from base 60 to 701 and encodes 213 amino acids. Lineage: Eukaryota; Viridiplantae; Streptophyta; Magnoliopsida; Malpighiales; Salicaceae. Gene Ontology annotation, molecular function: kinase binding; calcium ion binding. The transcript has 8 exons. The record is from RefSeq and is a predicted model, not a curated record.